Mangifera indica (mango) is the source of this 4351-nucleotide messenger RNA. RefSeq names its product tubulin beta-1 chain-like. Gene Ontology annotation, biological process: mitotic cell cycle; microtubule cytoskeleton organization. The transcript is spliced from 5 exons. NCBI's taxonomy places the organism in Eukaryota, Viridiplantae, Streptophyta, Magnoliopsida, Sapindales, Anacardiaceae. Gene Ontology annotation, cellular component: cytoplasm; microtubule. Bases 2826 to 4169 code for a protein of 447 amino acids. Gene Ontology annotation, molecular function: GTP binding; structural constituent of cytoskeleton; GTPase activity. The record is from RefSeq and is a predicted model, not a curated record.
GCGAAUAUAGGUGAUUCACCCUUCCAUGCCUCUUUUAUACUUUCAGGGUGGUUUAUGCUAGUCUUGUUAUUUCAGGUUGCUGCCAUGUUAAGGAGAUGGUUUUUGGAACUGAAGUCAGUGGCAAUUUUUUCAAUUCGACCUGUCUUUUUUACGGGAAAGCAGACAGCAUAGAAGCUGAAAGUUCAGUGGAAAGGUUUACUCAACCAUCUUUUUAGGUGUGGUAAGAUUUUGUUCAAUAUAAGGAUUUUCUUUUUUGUGAAUUCUUUCCAUUACAGCUUUUUUUUUUUUUUUUGGGAAUUGUUUACUGGAGAUUCUAUACUGUGUUUUGCAACACAUUUAAAUGUUUUUCCCACCAAGUGUUAUGUGGAGGAAACUUGAAGGUAGUCUCAAGAUCUUAAGAAACAUAAUUGACAUGAGUUCAUUUGUAUACAGUUAUCAAGUGUUAUUGUAUCAAGUUCAUAAGCCUUCCCAGGUGCUCUAGUGAUGGGACUUAUAUUUAAGAAAUGAAUUAGAUAUGUUCAAGUAUCCUGUGCUAUACUCAAUAUUGCCCCAUGGUUUAUGCAGUGAUGAACAUAUAAUUUAUUGGAAUAACGUCUAACUGGUUUGAGUGAAAGGACUAGUUGGCUCACUUCUAUUAGGCUUUUGUUAGAAAAGUAUUAGUGUAAAGUUGAGUCAUGGGCUUCACAUGUUCUGGUGACAAGGAUUGGCUCUUUAUCAUUCUGUAAUGCCUUGACCAUUUUUGGUGCUAGAGUGAAAUUUUCUUAGGCAUUUCGAAAUAUAUUUGGUUUGUCAAUGUUGAAAAUUUUGUAUGUUUAUCUUUUCCUUGGACUUAUUGGUGGGUUACAUCAAUUUGAUUGGCUUUUGCUUGGAAGAUUAUAAAAUAUUAGGACUGUUGUAUAGUGAUGCAGAAUCUUCCAUUUCUGCAUCAUAGGAAUAUUGAAGGGCGUUUUAGUUGAAUUAUCUAUAGUUCUAGAUUCAAUUCUCUUUCAAUCAUUUGAUUUUUUUCAGUUGACUCUUUUGGAGAGGAGAAGAUCUUGAACUGAACACAAGUCUGAUAGCAUGCCAAACCAACUGGGUUCAGCAUUUUCUGAUCUGUGGUUCCAGCUCGUUAACAUUUCAUCCUGAAUGAUUUUUUUGUUUUGCUGUCCUUUUUCAGCAUUUUAUGAUUUGUUUUUCCAGGUGUUUAUUAGGUCUAGAUUCAAUUGUGCCAUAUCUAUUGGCAGUUUUGCUUGGCAAGUUUAAAUGAAUCUAAUUUUUUUUGGUAAUUCAGUAUGCAUUAAAAAAAAAAAAAACCAAAACCACGCCCUACCUUGGGAUAUGCCUUGGGUUAGGCAAAGUUCUCAAAAGCGCCUUACCAAGACAAACCAAACCCAGCUCUUCUUGUAGAACUGCCUCCUACAAUUAUAAAGAUAGUGUACUAGAGAGCAUAACUAUACAAACAAGCACAUAUCUAAAUCCAAACAAGAGAAUGAAUUGACAAUAAUCAGCUUAAUUCUAGCCACCUGUCCACCCUUGAAUUUAAAGAAGAAACCCAAGCUCAUGGCGGCAGAAGAUCAAAAUAGACAAAGUUGAGCUAAAACUGCAUGAGAAGACAGAAACAACCCCAUCUUGAAGGCAAAUUUCUAACAGGAUUACACUCACCAUGGCAGAAACCCAAUCCAAACUUCAACUACGUCCUGUGUCUGACAUGCUAGUUUGAUGUCGUUUAUUUGUUAUUUUAGGGUGUUUGCACAAAGAAUUGUUUGUUAAUAUCCAGCUACGUGAAGUCAAACUUCCAUCAAACCAUGUAGUAGUUAGUGAAUGAAGAACCUAUUGAACUAAGCAUUAGUUAGGGAGUAGAAAGCAAUUUUGUGAAUCAGACUGUUAUGCUUUAAAUAUGUUUUUCUUGUUUUGUUAUCCUUUAUUAAAUUAUCAACAUUAGCACUCUGUGGUGUAAGUAAUUGUGGUUCCAUCCUAUUCUCUAGGAAUAUUCUUGUUUAUAGGUUUUUGUAUGUGACUUUGGAAAUAUUAAUCCAAAAACAAAAUUUUAAAGUGGAAUCUCAGCAGGAAAGUUUAACCCUCAUCGGCUGGGAAAUACACUCCACAACUGAGAGUCUAACAAAAUAAAUAUUGUUUGUGUUUGAUCACAACUUUGAUUAAAUUUUGCAAUUUUGGCUCCUUUGAGAAUCUGUUAAUGCUUCAUAGAUCAAUUUGUUAUUCUUGUGAAAGUUAGGGCUUUCAUGGAAGUUAUAUAGGGGAGCCUUCACAAUGUUGGAUGGAAAAUCUGGGAAGUAAAUCGUGCUUCUUCAUUGUGUUUGUACCAGAAUACGUGUGCUGUGCUACCGAAUAUGAGGGUUGUAAUUUACAAGUAUCAGCUUUGGGCUUCUUGUCUGGGUCCGAAUUCCUUUGUAAUGAGAGAUUUUUACCAAGGCCAUUUUAUAUGGUUAAUGGGCACAUGACACGUGCUAGGACGGCUAAUCUCUCUUUUAGUCUUAAAAAUAAGCACACAAAACGGCGUCGCCUUUCGUCCUUACAAUACAGCGGAAGUUAUGGAACAGAACGGAAUAAACCCACUUAGUUGAGUCCAGCUGUAUCCAUACAUUUUGAAAUUCAAAAAAUUUUUUUACAACUCAUUGUUCAGCAACGGUUACUUUUCCCCUGUUAUGUUAUGGCCGUUGGAUUCUCUCUCACGCAUUGGCUAAUUAAAGAAAUAAUAAAAAACAGAUCCUCUUUAUUCUCUUGUCCUCUAUAAAGCCUCUCUUGUUGCUUUUUCAUUUAUCUUCAAAUUAUCUCUGCCGCUCGCAGUUUCCAAGUACCUCUCAGUUUAAAAUUCAGAAUUUUGAAAAAUGCGUGAAAUCCUUCACAUCCAAGGUGGUCAGUGUGGCAACCAAAUCGGUGCCAAGUUUUGGGAGGUGGUGUGUGCUGAGCACGGUAUAGACUCAACGGGGCGCUAUGGUGGAGACUCAGAUCUUCAACUGGAGAGAAUCAAUGUCUACUACAACGAAGCCAGUUGUGGUAGGUAUGUACCCCGUGCUGUUCUCAUGGAUUUGGAACCUGGAACCAUGGACAGCGUCAGAUCUGGACCUUAUGGUCAGAUUUUCCGGCCUGAUAACUUUGUUUUUGGCCAGUCUGGAGCUGGUAACAACUGGGCCAAAGGUCAUUACACUGAAGGUGCUGAGUUAAUCGAUUCUGUUCUUGAUGUUGUCCGUAAAGAAGCCGAAAACUGUGACUGCUUGCAAGGGUUUCAGGUAUGCCAUUCAUUGGGAGGUGGAACUGGGUCUGGAAUGGGAACACUGCUGAUUUCAAAGAUAAGGGAAGAGUAUCCAGACAGAAUGAUGUUGACCUUUUCUGUGUUUCCAUCUCCUAAGGUGUCUGAUACAGUGGUGGAGCCUUAUAAUGCUACUCUCUCUGUUCACCAGCUAGUGGAAAAUGCAGAUGAGUGCAUGGUCCUUGACAAUGAGGCUCUUUACGAUAUUUGUUUCCGCACACUCAAGCUCACUACUCCCAGCUUUGGUGAUCUGAAUCAUCUAAUAUCUGCCACAAUGUCGGGUGUUACAUGCUGCUUGAGGUUCCCUGGUCAGCUUAACUCUGAUCUGCGAAAACUUGCUGUUAAUCUCAUCCCAUUUCCUCGUCUUCACUUCUUUAUGGUGGGUUUUGCUCCUCUCACUUCACGCGGAUCACAGCAGUACCGUGCUUUGACAGUCCCUGAGCUCACCCAGCAAAUGUGGGAUGCAAAGAAUAUGAUGUGUGCUGCUGAUCCUCGACAUGGUCGUUACCUAACUGCAUCAGCAAUGUUCCGCGGUAAGAUGAGCACCAAGGAAGUAGAUGAACAGAUGCUGAAUGUACAAAACAAGAACUCUUCAUACUUUGUUGAGUGGAUUCCCAACAAUGUCAAGUCCACCGUUUGCGAUAUUCCGCCAACUGGUCUGAAAAUGGCAUCGACAUUCAUAGGCAACUCUACGUCUAUACAGGAAAUGUUUAGGCGAGUGAGUGAACAAUUUACAGCCAUGUUCAGGAGGAAGGCUUUCUUGCAUUGGUAUACUGGGGAAGGUAUGGAUGAGAUGGAGUUCACGGAGGCUGAGAGCAACAUGAAUGACCUGGUUUCAGAGUAUCAGCAGUAUCAAGAUGCAACAGCUGAUGAGGAUGAAGAGUAUGAGGAUGAAGAGGAGCAGUACCGUGAGGAAAUGUAAUGAUAGGUUAUUUUGGAGAAUUGCAAUGUAGCAAUUCUUCUUACUUCAAACUGGAAGUUGCUGAUUCUUUGUCAUUUCAGGAUUCAAAAUGCAGACCAGUGAUGUAACUUCCAGCUUUCAUUAGAAAUAUUAUACUAGUACUAGCAUAUAUUAUUAUCAUAAAAAAAGAUAUUCAUAUCGAA